Messenger RNA from Phymastichus coffea, 3597 nucleotides. RefSeq names its product cysteine-rich secretory protein 2-like. The record is from RefSeq and is a predicted model, not a curated record. Gene Ontology annotation, cellular component: extracellular region. Lineage: Eukaryota; Metazoa; Arthropoda; Insecta; Hymenoptera; Eulophidae. Bases 785 to 1594 code for a protein of 269 amino acids. The transcript is spliced from 7 exons.
UCCGGCCGCAAGCUCUCCCAGCUCGGCUCGCGUCGCGCGAGCUAGCGAAACGCUCGCUCCCCCAAGGCACUCCGCGCGCACACAGCAGUCUUGAUUUUUAUUGUUGUCGUUGUCUUUUCUUCUCUUCGCUGUAUCAUGUAUCGCGAGUACGCGUGCAAUUUGAAAUUCAAUUACGGCGGUUGUAAAAGGGAGGACGGGUGAUUGCAAGAUCAUGUGGACUUUGCUGUACAACGAAAAUUGCUGUUGCUACUGGAAAAGCGCGCCUAAUUGCUGUCGCAUCGAGAGCUAGAGAGGGAGCACAAGCGCGCUCGCGCCAAAGGGCAGAGGGAUCACUUUCUCGUUAGCGAAUGGCGAACAACAAAUGUUGCCGGGAUCUCGCAAUUAACCGCACCACUGGCCAAAUUACCUUCCAAUCCGAAUAUAAUCAAAGCCCUUAUCUACGGGGCAAAAGUUCAUACGUUGCACGCGCAGAUACAAAGUGCCCGGCUCUCCCGCCGGUAUCACAUAUCCAUAAAUCGCCUCUCGCCGUCUGAAAAGUUAAUUAUCCGUGAGGGGCUUACACUGAGCCGCGCAAUAGGCAACAGAACUCACGAGGAAAAAAAGAAGAGGACAUAAGCGCCGAAAAAGAAUGACGUUGGCUGAGCGGACAAACAAGAUUCACGACUUGCAGCAGCAGCAGCAGCAGCAGCAGCAGCAGGAGUAGCAGCGGCGGCAGCUCUAUCGGCGAUAAAGCUCAGGGCGAGCACGUACGUGCUGCGAGGAAGACGACGACGCUGCGGGCAGCAUGAAUUGGCCGUGGCUGCUGGUACUUGCCGCCGCGUUGGCCGCCGCGACGCCCGACGAGCAGCAACGCUACAAGCCUGUGCCUCGAUUAUACGGCGACAGGAUACCCAGGAGGGUCUUGACUACCAGCGACAAGAAGGUCCAGAGAAAAAUCGUCCUCUAUCACAACUUCUUCCGGAGCCGCGUCGAGCCCCCAGCCGCCAACAUGCUCGUCAUGAAAUGGCACGCUGGAGCGGAGAAGGCAGCGCAACGCUGGGCGGAGGCGUGCUACGCGCUGACGCACGACAACGCGACCGGUCUACACACCGAUGACUUCGGCACUUGUGGACAGAAUAUCUUCAUCUCGACGGCACAAGUACCAUGGUUCUUCGCUAUAAAAACUUGGUUCGGCGAGGAUCGUCUGUUCAAGUACGGCGGCAGCGGCAACGAGCUGAGUAAGAUCGGUCACUACACACAGAUGGUAUGGGCGAGCUCGCACCUAGUCGGCUGCGGCUGGGCCGAGUGCGACGGUAAGCGUGGACCCCGUGGUAUCCCCUACUUCAGCUACGUCUGCAACUACUGCCCGGCUGGCAACAGGGAAGACCUGCUGUCGACGCCCUACGCGGCCGGCGAGAGUUGCUCGGAAUGCAAGGAACACUGUCGGCUGGGCAAGCUCUGCAAGAACUCGUGCCCGUGGGCGGACCUGUGGGCCAACUGCCGGCAGCUGCGCAACACGUGGCCAAGCUGGCUGUGCGACAGCGACACCGAGCAAGGACGAGAGCGUAGGCAGUUCUGCCGGGCCACCUGCCGGUGCGAAGGACGUAUCAUCUAGAGCGCGCGCAGCUGACUUUCCGCAAACAAGGAGGCGUCGAGAAGAAACGCCGACCGAGAAUCAUAUCGUUAGUCUGUGUAUAUAAGAUCUUCUUUUUUCUGUUCGUUGAAGGCGCGCGCGUGUGUGUGAAGCUCUCGGUCUCUCCUCGACUACUGCGAAGCUGCAAAGUUUCAGCGUUAACGGAGUUCUCUCUUGCUUAAUUUGAGGUUUUAGACGGUUUAAGCGCCAAUGGAGAGGAGAUAAUAGUUUUGUUGAGCACGCGAGGAGAAGGAAGAGAAGAGAGAGAGAGAGACACUUGGAAUAUUUGCCAGAGACCAAGUUUCGCAAAUGCAAGUUUCCCCUGGUAUUGCUAUUCUGCGCAAAAUUCUUCCUGGACAAGUUUACCAUAGUAAUAACUUAUGAGCAAGUCAAUACAAGUCAUUUGAGGGAUACUUUUUCGCGUACAUAGCUUACGAAUUUCAUCUGCAACAUCAAUUUCAAUGUUAAUUCACGGAGCUUUUGCGCUUAUCUUAUUUCACGGGCGAACUUUGAUCUAAAUGCUGCAUUUCUCAGUCUGCGCCUUUAUCUCAAUUCCAAAUACGUGAGCGAUUGUAGUCGGGGCAAGGAAACAUUUUCAACGAUGAUGAAACUAAACUCCCUCUCGCUUUAAUACAAUUGAAAUCCACCCGGGGAGGGAAAAAGAAGGAAACGUAAGAGUAGAAGGGUUACGUAGUCUUUGCAAAGGUGGCCAAAAAACAGCCGUUACACUUCUGGCGCGACAUCCUCCUUAAUUUGAAUAAUCAUUAUCCGUCUCAUUAGGCAUUCAUCCGUAUAAUCCCCGGUGCAAACUUCAACGUCUCUGCCUCUCUCUCUCUCUCUCUCUUUCGCGCGCGCGCGCGACGCACGAGAGUAAGAAGAUACUGCGCGACUCCUCCUCUUCCUCCUCUUGACCCGACCAAGUGAAACGGGUUAACCGAGAUUUCUCGCGCGCGCAAGUUUCUCGGCAGCCGCGCCAAGGCUUUGCCGCCUGUACGUUAUUCCUGAUUGUCGAGUGUGCGAGACGCAGUGAGCCUUGAAUAGCCGAGAUGCAAUCAUUAGAGGCUAGGGGAUGAACGAAGUGCCAGUGUUUCUUCCUAGACGCGUAAAACUGAUGUAAUUCGAGGGCCAAAAAAAAAAAGAGAAACGCCCGGGCAUAAUUGCCCUCGUUGGGAUGAAAAAUGGCCGCCGAGAUAGAGAAAGAGAGAGAGAGAGAGUAAAGGGCGAUAGGGUAGAAGGUAGUAAUUCAUGCGGCUCGCCCCCCCCCUCUCGCAGUUCGUUACGGAAGAAGAAAUAGGAAUUAUCUUGUGCGUAAUGUGGUGUGGAAAAAUGCCGUCUAAGAAUCGCGGCUGCCGCGCUGCGAGGCGAGAUUAGAGCCAAGUUCGUAAUUUGAAAGUGGCCGAGAUAAUGGCGAACGGCGCGUCGUGUAAAAUUGCACACCGCUCCUCGGCGAGAGACAACGAACGAGCUUGCGCGUCGUGCCAGGGAGUAAAAAAAAAUCUCAGUUUUACAAUCUUCCAGUUUGCGCUCCGCACAGCUUUCGUGUUUCUCGGCGCGUCUCGGCAUCAUAAUACACACAGAGAAGAAACAACUUUGGCGAGACGAAAACAGACAAACGAGCUUGAGCGAAAGGUCAGAGGAAAAAAGAAGAAAAAACAGCGAGCAGAAGAAUUGCGCGUUAAAUAAACGAGAAAGCUCGCGAAGUAAACAAAGAUAUAUUACAUUCCAAGCGAGAGCGCGAAAUCUCUUUCGAAAAUUGACACUUGAAGUGACGGCGACGAGUUUCUUUUGUUCCCUUCUUUUUCGCGUGAGAGCUUUCGUCGUCUCUAAUGGACGCGUAUGUGUGUGAGUGCGAGAGAGAGAGAGGCGUGAUGAUAAGGAUGAUGGCGAAACGAUGUCAGAGACGAAACCGAGAUGGCGAGAGGAUUUGAAUGUUUGCAUGUCAAACGACGCAUAUGUAAAUUUCAAGUGAUCAUCAAUAAAUGUAU